Molecule: messenger RNA, 609 nt
Organism: Caenorhabditis remanei
Lineage: Eukaryota; Metazoa; Nematoda; Chromadorea; Rhabditida; Rhabditidae
Exons: 3
Coding region: 1-609 (202 amino acids)
Biological process (GO): regulation of gene expression
Cellular component (GO): nucleus
Molecular function (GO): nucleic acid binding
Source: RefSeq, a predicted model, not a curated record
AUGGCUGAGAAAAACGACGUAGCAGAGCAACCAAUUGAGAAGCCAGUGAAGGCAACAAAGGUGAAGGGAACCGUCAAAUGGUUCAACGUGAAGAAUGGAUAUGGAUUCAUCAACCGUACCGACACAAACGAAGACAUCUUCGUUCACCAGACCGCCAUCAUCAACAACAAUCCGAACAAGUACUUGAGAAGUCUUGGAGACAAUGAGGAAGUUCUCUUCGACAUUGUCGAAGGAUCCAAGGGACUCGAAGCAUCUAACGUUACUGGACCAGAUGGAGGACCAGUUCAAGGAUCCAAGUAUGCUGCCGAUCGCGAUUCUGAGAAUCCAGGACGUGGGCGUGGUGGACGCGGACGUGGAAGACGUGGACGCGGUGGAGUCAGACACGACUCUGGAUCCAGAGAUGCCGAAGAGGGAGCUCCACGUGGAGGUGGUCGUGGUGGAAGCCGUCGUGGAGGUGGACGUGGCGGAGCCAGACACAACAGCGGAGGCGAAGAAACUUCUCGCGACACUGAGGGAGGCGAGCGCGGAGGACGUGGUGGUCGUCGCGGAGGACGUGGACGCGGAGGACGCGGACGUGGAGGCCGUGGAGGACAACAAACCGAGGCUUAG